This is a messenger RNA of Mobula hypostoma (lesser devil ray), 3248 nucleotides long. Its product is annotated as BMP and activin membrane-bound inhibitor homolog. The transcript has 3 exons. Bases 1887 to 2540 code for a protein of 217 amino acids. NCBI's taxonomy places the organism in Eukaryota, Metazoa, Chordata, Chondrichthyes, Myliobatiformes, Myliobatidae. The record is from RefSeq and is a predicted model, not a curated record. Gene Ontology annotation, biological process: negative regulation of transforming growth factor beta receptor signaling pathway; positive regulation of canonical Wnt signaling pathway; transforming growth factor beta receptor signaling pathway. Gene Ontology annotation, molecular function: frizzled binding.
CCAAGUCCCUUUGCACCUCAGUGUUUAGUAUUUUCUCUCCAUUUAGACAUGGUUGAAUAUUGACCACCCAUUAAGCAAAAGUUUGAAAAUCCAUAAUUGGGUAUUUCACUUUGUGAUGUUGUCAAUAGUUUUCUGGAGGAAUUACAUUAGAAUAGCUACCUCAAGUGUUUGUAAACCUCUUCUUCUUCUUCUUUUUGUGUUGUUUUAUAGUGGUUGGCAAACCAGCUUUAAGGUGCAUUACCGCCAUCUGCUAGACUGGAGUGUGGAUCGUUGGAUAAACAGGAGAAGGGAAAAGAAUUGCAUUCCCUAUAUUCUAUAUAAAAAACCUGAGUCUUUCAGAUACUUCAUGAUACAGAUCUGUAUUUCUCUUGAAUUCCCACUUAAAAUGUCUUCUAUACCCACAUCAGUUUAUUGUAAACCUCUUCAUCAUGCCAGGACAGUUUGGUCAAUAAGAUGAUUAGUUAAUCAUUGAACCCAUUCAUAGCUCAUUCACCUCCUGGCACUCUCUUGCACAUUUGGGUGUGUGAUGGUUAGAAUUAACUACACAGUGGCUAAAAUGCCAAAAUCGGCUCAGCCUCUGUGUGUGUGGGAUUGCUAAACCAUCAUCGUGAACUGCUUAUCCCUAAUUUUAAGAUAAUGUCAUGUUCUAGAUUUCCUCAUGAAGGAAAAGCAAUUCCACAAUCUACUGUAAUAAUUGCUUGAACUAUUUUAAACACUCCAGUUACAAUGCAAUUUGAUAUGGAGCAGACUAUAAAGCUUCAAAAUCUUUUCCUCAUAGUUUAACCCUUUCAGCACUGACAUUAUUCAGGUCAAUCCGCACAGUAUUGUCUCUAGUGAUGAUUUACAUUCUAAAGCGCCAGGAAGAAUUGUUGGUUAGAUAUGGCAUCAGUCUCUGAUUUCUCCAGGAUCCAGUGGAUAAUUACUAGGUGUUGUGUUACUAACUCUGCCAUCAGGAGCAAAAGGUGUAUGGAUAAGGCUCCAACUUAUCACACAGUACAGCAAAAGUGAGCAUGAGAUACUUUAGGAAGUUCAGAAGAUUUCUGUAGCUGUCACUUUAUCUUUCUGUGAGAAACACACGAUGAAAAGCAGGAAAUAACAUUCCCAGAGCAUCUUUUAAAUAUCAAAGUAGUUUUCCUUUGAGAAACAGUUACUCCCCAGGAACAUCAGAUUACAGGGAGUUGGACAGUUUUUACAGUGAUUCCUCUCCCUAUCUUGUGGUGCCCUUGAUUAAACUCCUUAAUGAAGAGAGGCUGUGUGAGCAGUGCGGUGAUGAUUACAAUGAAGUCAUGCUGUGUGAUAUUGGUAACAGAUGCAUUAAUGCAUUGGUACAAAAUACCACUAUUUUAACAAAGGCAUUUUAAAUCAGUUAACACAUCUAUUAAGCAGUAGAAACGAGAAUUUCAUAUCAACUGGUUAACCCAUUGGUGAUGAAUAACACAACAUAAAUCCAGCGAUAAAAUACAUGCAUGGGUUUCCUUUAAAUAACUGGCCGUAGAAGGCAGAACAGAGCUAACUAUCCUUCAUAAGGAGAAACAGUAAAUGUAAGGAUUUCAAAGUGCACACUUUGGAUGAGUACAUACAGUAUUUGUUCUUAUUUCUAGCUUCCACGUAAUUGAUCAGAUUUUAAGAUUAUUAGGAUAUUUCAUCCCUUCAGUUUUCUGAAUCUUUUGUAAUAAAAGAUGAGCGUUGGAGGAAAUCCAACAUAAAGAUACAGGCUGUCUCAAGCAAGUGGGCGGAUGCAUGAAUAAAUCCCUUGGUUGACAUCUUGAGAAUCUGUUUGUCAGACUCAAAAUGGGAAAUACCUUUCGACAUGGAAUUCUCUAGGAUGGUUUUCAGGUGAAAUCAGAUGUUACUGUGAUGGGCCACAGUGUGUGGCAACAGGCUACAUGUGCAAGUCCCAGCUCUCUGCCUGCUUUACCAGACUACUGGACCCUCAGAAUACCAAUUCUCCCCUACUACAUGGCUGUACAGACACUUUCUCAAAUACAACAGAGAUCUGCCAUGCACAAAAUUAUAACCACCACAAAGGACACUGGUCACACUUGGAAUGUUGUUGGGAAGAUAUGUGUAAUUAUAAAGGGUUACAGGAAGUUUUGCUGCAUUCUGGGAGUAGCAUGUCAGAUCGAGGAGCCAAGAAGCAGCGGAACUCAGGGAACAUUAACCUGGCCUACCAGCAGAAAGCCAAUACCAAGGAGAUCUGGUUUAGGGCAGCAGUCAUAGCCGUGUGCAUUGCGGGCGCAUUCAUCCUGGUGCUGUUAGUGGUGCUCGCCCUCCGCAUGCUGCGCAAUGAGAAUGAGCGGCUGCAGCGGCAACAUGAGCAGAUGAUCUCACGGCUACACUACAGCUUCCAGGAGCCUCCCUCAGAAAAAACCCUGGUGGGCAACUUGGACUUUGAGCCCACAGCAGCAAUUGCCAGAGACCAUGAAAACUGCUGUAUGGUGCAUAAUCAGCAACAGCAUUUCGAUCCUUACACUGAGAAGCUUGGCUCCCUUUUUCCUUGGGAUGUAUACAGUGGGCACAAGAAGCCAACAAUGGUGUGAUUAUGGGCAUUCCUACUUACCAUUAAUUUCUGUGGUAAAUCCCAAUUAGCAAUGCUAGUUAAAAAUUGGCAUCUUAUUUUAAUUAAAGUGUAGUAAUAAUUAAUAAUGAAAUAACUGCCAACACUGUUUGUAGUUUAUGACUUGUUUUGGUGCCAAUUUCUGUUGCUUUUGGUACCCGGCACGGUAUUACUUGGCAGUGUUUAAUUUGUGUGAACCCUUGGUGGGGUGUAGAAUGCAAUGCUUUUCUUUGAUAUAGGCUCCAAUGAGACCCUGCUGAACUAAUAUUUCUAUACUGAGGGAUGUGCAUGUUGGGCUUAAUUACAGAUAAACACAUGCUGAAUGAUAAUUGUAUUGUAGCGUAAAAUCUAAUUACAAAUUUGAUAAUACACUACAAAUAGUGCUAUUUUGGUACUUUUAUCUGAUGCCAUUUGAUGUUUUCUGCCUGUGUGGUAACCUUCACCUCACUUCUGGAAUUUAAAUGUCAUGAAGCACUGAAGAACUAUGCCUCAUAGCAAUGAUGCUCUGGAGAACAGAACGGACUGAUGUGGCAAUGCCAUCAAAGGACGAUAUCAACCAACAGGAUGAAAUAUAAUUGUGAAAUUGCAUGUAGGCAUAGGAAGUGUCAGGAUAAAACAGGUGGAGGUCUGUCUAAAUAAUUUUAUAUCAUCCAACUGUUUGGAAAAUAAUGAUUAUAGAGCUGAUACAGAA